Molecule: messenger RNA, 1983 nt
Organism: Drosophila kikkawai
Lineage: Eukaryota; Metazoa; Arthropoda; Insecta; Diptera; Drosophilidae
Gene: Cyp12b2
Product: Cytochrome P450 12b2
Molecular function (GO): heme binding; monooxygenase activity; iron ion binding
Source: RefSeq, a predicted model, not a curated record
GCCAAUCGGUUGUUUGUCGUUUAGCUUCAUUUGAUUUUGUUAUUUUCUAAUUACAAAGGCGUUUAUACUAUAUAUCUAUAAUAUAUACCAAUUGAAACCUGUUAGAUAGGUGAUUACACACGUAACUAAGACUUGAUGAUGUGGAAAAUUGUAAAAAAGAGUGCUCAAUUGCCCAGUUCAGGCCAUCAGCUGUGUUUUGUUAGGGUUUUCUCAGUGGGCGGAAAAGUUGGUCAGCAGGUGAGAAAUACUCAAUUGGAAAUUGCGGGAAAUUUGAGUGCUCGCAGCGAUGAAAAAUGGACACAAGCGAAGACUUAUGGGGAAAUGCCAGGACCAAGCAGCCUUAAAAUGAUAUCCUACUUUAUGCCGGGGGGCGCCCUUCGCAACACAAACCUAAUACAAAUGAACCGCCGUAUGAGGGAGAUGUAUGGAGAUAUAUAUCGUUUACCUGGUUUAAUGGGCAAGCCCAAUGUGGUCUUUACCUAUAAUCCCCAAGACUUUGAGACGACCUAUCGCCACGAGGGAGUCUGGCCCAUACGCAUAGGCCUAGAGAGCUUUAGUUAUUAUCGCAAAGUAAAGAGACCCGAUGUUUUUGGUGGCAUAGGUGGCCUAGUUUCCGAACAAGGUAAAUCCUGGGCAGAUAUACGCAACAAGGUGAAUCCAGUGCUCAUGAAGGUGCAGAAUGUCAGACAGAAUCUUCCACAGCUGGAUCAAAUAGCCAAGGAAUUUAUAGACAAGCUAGAAACCCUAAGAAAUCCAGAAACCCAUACCCUCCAGGCUAAUUUCCACGAAGAGCUCAAGAACUGGGCCUUUGAAUCCAUUAGUUUUGUGGCUCUUAACACUCGCAUGGGUCUACUGAGUGAUCAGCCAGAUCCCAAUGCCGCUCGUUUGGCCAAGCACAUGGGCGAAUUCUUCAACUACAGCUUCAAGUACGAUGUACAGCCCUCGAUUUGGCCUUUUUACAAGACAUCUGGCUUUAAGAAGUUUCUUGAAACCUAUGACAAUAUCACGGAGAUAACCACUAACUAUAUAGAGACCGCCAUGCAGCGUUUUGAGAUUAAAGAUGAUCGCAAAACCAAAAGCGUUCUAGAGCAGCUUUUGGAGCUCAACAAGCAGGUUGCUGUGGUGAUGGUUAUGGACAUGCUAAUGGCUGGCAUUGAUACUACCUCUUCGGCUUGCUUGACCAUCCUCUAUCACCUGGCUAAUAAUCCCUCCAAGCAAGACCAACUGCGUCGUGAGAUACUACGUAUCUUACCCGACCCAAAGGGAUCUCUAACCGAUGACAACACCAAAAACAUGCCUUAUUUGAGGGCCUGUAUCAAGGAGGGCCUCCGCAUCACCUCCAUAACACCUGGUAACUUCCGUAUAACCACCAAGGAUUUGGUGCUCUCGGGCUAUCAGGUACCCGCUGGCACAGGUGUGCUCAUGGGCGUCCUGGAGCUCUCCAACAGCGAUGAGUACUUUGCUCAGAGUGCCGACUUUUUGCCCGAACGCUGGCUAAAGACGGGUUCCACGCCUGAUGGAGUCCAGGCCUGUCCGGAGGCCAGAUCCCGAAAUCCUUUUGUGUAUUUACCCUUUGGUUUUGGUCCGCGCACCUGCAUUGGCAAGAGAAUAGCGGAACUGGAGAUUGAAACUCUAUUGGUGCGACUUCUGAGGAGCUACAAGGUCAGCUGGCUGCCUGAGACUCCAAUGCAGUACGAGAGCACCAUUAUUUUGGCACCUUGCGGGGAUAUUAGAUUUAAGCUAGAGCCUGUGGAUUAAUCAGUGUGAUGUAAAUGUGAUAUAACUAGUGUUGGGUAGGUUGAUCAUAGGGGAAUAAAUAAGGAUUCAUUACAUAAACUAAUAAAUUAACAAGUAAAUGAACAAGUGAUUAAGUGAACAAGUGGUGAAUUUGUUCACUCACUAAAAGAUAAACAAAUUCCCCUCUGAGCACCCUUCACCCUACACUAAUCUCUAUGUUCAAGUAUAGACAUCCUUUUCAGUUCA